Molecule: messenger RNA, 4097 nt
Organism: Alosa sapidissima (American shad)
Lineage: Eukaryota; Metazoa; Chordata; Actinopteri; Clupeiformes; Clupeidae
Gene: chrm2b
Product: cholinergic receptor, muscarinic 2b
Exons: 3
Coding region: 657-2063 (468 amino acids)
Biological process (GO): adenylate cyclase-inhibiting G protein-coupled acetylcholine receptor signaling pathway; G protein-coupled receptor signaling pathway, coupled to cyclic nucleotide second messenger; regulation of smooth muscle contraction
Cellular component (GO): synapse; plasma membrane; dendrite
Molecular function (GO): G protein-coupled serotonin receptor activity; G protein-coupled acetylcholine receptor activity
Source: RefSeq, a predicted model, not a curated record
UUCACCCUGUUACGAGUUGAUGAACACGGAAACAAUUUUGGAAACAUUAUUUUAAGGUAGGCCUACAAAAAACUCUUUGGUGUUGCUUUAAAAGAAGAAACAUCCAGACAUGCGGUGGGGUUGUCCUUGCCCACACAGCAGACGGAAUAGCCUAUGAAAUACAUAAUUAAUAAUUAGCCUACGUAUAACUGAAUUUGCUUGUCCUGAUUCCCUGGAUUUAGCAGAAAGUAAACAAAUUACACUAUAACUGAGAAAAAAGCAUUCAUUGGUCAGGUGAGAGAUUUGUACACCCUCCCAAAACGACCGCAUGCUCCACCCUAACAUAGUGCUACAUUCGGCGGCCGCAGACUGCCGUUCACUGGACUCGUGUUAGACUUUCAGUAAGAAAGUUUUUCAUGUGGAUUACCGAUCAUGAGAUGACUGGGCAGUUGCUAACGUGACACAUUGGAAAACGGCGAUUAGAAAAGGCAUACCUGAGUUGGAGCCUUGUACCGUCACUGGUUGGAAAUACAACUUGAGUUAAGAGAUGGGUCAGAGGGGAGGCUUCUAACCACCGAUAAGGCUACAUCUGUGGCUAUGGAGCAAACCCAAUCAAGCUGAAAGAUCUUCUUUGUUCUAAGGGGUUCAAAGAUCAGUCCUCACCCUGGGCAGAUGAAAUGGGGACCUUCAACUUCACUCCUACAGAAUCCCUGAAUGCAAAUGGAAAGGAUUUGCCUUUAGUGAGCCUGGACAACAUUGUGGAGGUGGUCUUCAUAAUUCUAGGACUUGGUUCUUUGAGCUUGAUUACAAUUAUUGGUAAUAUCUUGGUCAUUGUCUCUAUAAAAGUAAACAGGAAUCUCCAAACAGUUAACAAUUAUUUCCUGUUUAGCCUGGCCUGUGCAGAUCUGAUAAUUGGCCUGUUCUCCAUGAACCUCUACACAGUCUACAUAGUGGUUGGCUAUUGGCCUCUUGGCCCCGUUAUUUGUGACCUGUGGUUGGCCCUUGACUAUGUUAUGAGCAAUGCAUCAGUAAUGAACCUGCUAAUAAUAAGCUUUGAUCGCUAUUUCUGUGUAACCAAACCACUCAGUUACCCGGUCAACAGAACCACGAAAAUGGCAGGCAUGAUGAUAGCCGCAGCGUGGGUGCUCUCGUUCAUAUUAUGGGCGCCGGCCAUUCUUUUCUGGCAGUUCAUUGUGGGUGAGCGGACAGUUCCAGAACAGGAGUGCUACAUUCAGUUUUUCUCCAAUGCAGUGGUGACCUUUGGCACGGCCAUUGCUGCAUUCUACGUGCCGGUAAUUACCAUGAUCGUGCUGUACUGGCAGAUCUCCAAGGCCAGCAAGAGUCGUGUGAGGAGGGAGAGCAGGAGGGUGUCCAGUGAAAGUCAGGACAAUCAUCAGGGCGGCCUCACCCAAGGAGCCAAUCAGUGCAGGGGGAAAGGAAGCAAGGGUGGGAACAAGGCUGACAAAGGGCCACCGCUGCCUCCAUUAGACGCUGGCACUGAGGAUGCCACCACCGGAGAGGACCAGGAGACAGAGAACGAGUCCACAUCAGGCAGUGUCCUUGUUUCGUCCAAUCACAAAGAGGAGGAGGCUGAUGCUGUGGGGAAGACGGUGGUUGGCCAAACCACACUGUCGCCACAGUUAAAGUCAAAUUCGAACAGAACCAGAGCCAACUGGUCCAAACUCACCUGUAUCUGGUCACCAUCCCUACCUACUGACACGAAGGUGGAGACAUUCCCUGAAGGGUCAAGUUCGGUUUCUCAGAGGAUCCUAAAAUCGACCCUUCGGCCACCCAAAAGGAGAAAGCGAGGAGGUGUACCGUCCCGUGAGAGGAAAGUCACACGGACCAUCAUGGCUAUUCUGGUGGCCUUUGUGGUUACUUGGACUCCGUACAAUGUGAUGGUCCUCAUCAACACGUUCUGCAGCACCUGCAUCCCAGCCUCCAUGUGGACCUUUGGCUACUGGCUCUGCUACAUUAACAGCACGGUCAACCCAGCCUGCUAUGCUCUGUGCAACAUAACAUUCAAAAACACCUUCAAACAACUCUUGCUGUGCCGAUACAAAAAUAUCCGCUCAUCUAAAUGAAGAAAGAUGCUAAAAUGAGGGAAGGUUAAUAUGGAAUUGAUUAGAGGUUAAAAAAAGGAAUCUUUAAAGUUGCCAUCAGCGAUUUCGCAGGAGAUGCCAUUUGUUUGUGUUUAUAUUUUAAUGUAUUAGCAGACACUUUUGUCCAAAACAGCGUUAUAUUUGAACCAAGGACCAAACGAAACACGCCAGAAAGGUACAGUAGCUCUACCUUCAGAAUUCCAGAGAAAUUCCACGCAAAGUUUCGUUUUGGUAGGUGGACAGGGUUAACCUGACUCUCGCCAGAUGAAUUUCGUUCCGCCUAGCUCCGCCUAGCUCCACUCACAGGAUGAGAAUGAAAUUCAUCUGGCGAGAGUCAGGUUAGGACAGGGUGCCCCUACUUUCUUUGUUUCCAAUUUUCAGAGCCUGGGCUGCCUACAGAGAGCUGUUUUAUUUACAGUGUAAUCACGGAAUGGGCGUGGGCCGGAAAUCGUGUAAAAUCGCUACACCUUUAAUCUCAGACACCCUAGAGCCAGUAUUGAUCAGAUAUAAGAUCUGUGUGAGUUGUAUAUCAUUAGGUAUAAUGUAAUAACUGUAAACAUGCUAUAUACACAAAAGGCAUUUAAGUGACCUUAUAAUUUAAAUCCAUCUUGGCAUGUGAUGAUCCACCACUGUCUUACAGUGUAAUAUCCUGUGAUAAAGUUCAAUUUGUUUUAAGGCUUAACAUUACAUGUUGCCCCAAAAUGGUCAAUCACAUUCACUUUUUGCAUACACACAUUUAUUAUGAUUGAGUAACUAUUUAAACAUAAAACAUGUAACCUAUACUUUGAAUGUUACUCUUUUCAGUCAAGGGCUGUCACUGAAGGGUUUUGUUUCUGAUCUGUACAGCAGUUGGAUGCCAAGUGCAUGGUCUGCCAUUAUUUACUACAACAUGACAUGCUCAAGGUUACAUUUCUCUAUUGUAAAAUAGAUCCUUAAACUCCAGGAAUGUGAGGUCUCAAAAUGUGGUUUGAUGUGGUCUGUUGAACAUGUGUAUGUUUAAAGAGCAAUUGUAUUAAUAUACUACCUUCAUGUAUUAUGUGUAUAUAUUGCUUACACCAUAAAUCGUUAAGUCCUUUCAAGCUUGAGUAUCCUGCUUUGACUGUAAAAUAUAAAUGUUACUCCUAAUACUGUUAACACUGGUAAUUAUUGUUUCAGUAUGUCUCCCUGUCAUUUGAUAAUGCAUCAAGUUUAAAGUCCAUAAGAGAGAAAACUCUCAGAAGGUGUUGGUCAGACUAUCAAACCUGAAAUGUUCAAAUCUGUCAGCCUGCGAUGAUAGAGCAGUCUCAUAGCCUCCAUUACAAUGGCAAAUGAUGAUUGCUCUACACAUUUCCCAAAAUAAUUCAUCUACUCCCAGCAGAAAUAAAUGUCAGAUUUCACCAGCUAAUAAAUGAUAGUGUGUGUAGCCUAUCAACAUGAAAUGUGGGAUUUCAUUUCCAAUGGUGCCCAGGGUCAGCAUGGGGUUUUGGUACCUAUACUCACUGGUCAGGUGGCAUUCGCAGCUGAGGCUCAUGUUUUGCCAAAAACGGAUUUUCAUAAUUCUGUUUUCUGGCCUAAAGUAUUUAGCAUAGCAUUGCCUGUUAAAAAAUUGGUAAUCUGCCAUGCUCACUAAAUUUACAUUUCUUCAUGGUCCUAUUUAUAUUUCCAUCUGCAUCUCCAGAAGGGAUUGUGUUAACAUCGUACAGUAGAGCCAACAUCCUUUGCCCCCUCACAUAUAAUACAACUAGAGCAGCAGGGGGUGCUAUAACUUCGAAAUCAGUACUUCACAACCUACCAUCUACCACUCAAUAAAUGGUCUAUCACAAUAUGAGUAUUUGCAUAUUCCAAUAUUUCCGUAUUCAGCAUCCUAAAGUGGGAUUAUUAUGGUUUUGGCGCAUGAAGUUAACAUUUUAAGUGACAAUGCUGCAGACCACCAUAAUAGUGCUCAUCAUAAUCAGUAUACACAACAUGUUUUUAACUUACAACUCAGUGAAUAACAUGGGAUGAGGGGCAGCUGUGGCCCACUGGUUAGCACUCUGG